AUGCAAUCCAAGCCGAGACGAAGACGAUCGUCGGCGGAUAAAAAUUCAGCAAAAUCACAGAGCUGUGAUCAACUCACUGACAUCAAUAGCACAUCGACACAGAACUCGCCGGUUAAAGCUUUGCAUAGUCUUCCAGAGAGACUAUCUGAAAGUAGCGAUAACAUAGACUUCAAGGAAUCACAAGAGAAUUCACGUAGGUGUAGAAGCUUCGAAGGCAUAUUGGAUGCGGAUGAUAAAAUGCACUCACAACUCUCACUGCCUGCACCUGUAGACGCUACUACACAGAUAAAGAGGAAGAAGAAUUUCAUGGACAGAUGUGUGAAUAAAGUAAGACUUUGCUGA
Danaus chrysippus (African queen) is the source of this 342-nucleotide messenger RNA. Lineage: Eukaryota; Metazoa; Arthropoda; Insecta; Lepidoptera; Nymphalidae. The record is from the annotation of a GenBank genome assembly.